Messenger RNA from Impatiens glandulifera, 1708 nucleotides. Its product is annotated as pectinesterase-like. The coding region runs from base 1 to 1707 and encodes 568 amino acids. Gene Ontology annotation, molecular function: pectinesterase activity; pectinesterase inhibitor activity. Lineage: Eukaryota; Viridiplantae; Streptophyta; Magnoliopsida; Ericales; Balsaminaceae. Gene Ontology annotation, biological process: cell wall modification. The transcript is spliced from 2 exons. The record is from RefSeq and is a predicted model, not a curated record.
AUGGGUAAUAAAAAGUUGGCUGUUGGCAUCUCUAUGCUCAUGUUGUCCGGCAUGCUCAUCGGUGUAUACGUCGUCUACCACAAGAAGAACACAUCCUCGCCCUCGUUGGAAGACUCCAAUCAAAAAUCGGCGUCUUCCAAGGCUGUCGAGGCCAUAUGUAAACCCACCGAUUACAAGGAGACGUGCCAAACCACAUUGUCGAAUGCAGCGGGUAACAUCACAAAUCCCAAAGACCUAAUUAGGAUUGCAUUCAACGUUGCCAUUCAACAAGUUGGAGACGCCUUGAAUAACAUGACCGUCCUCAAGGAUGCCGAGGCUGAUCCCCGUACCAAAAUUGCCUAUGAAAACUGCCACCAGCUUCUACAAGAUUCCGAGGAGGAUCUUCGUCAUACGGUUCACAGGUUCGAUACUUUUGACCUUGAGAACCUCGAUGACUACCUUGCCGACAUCAAGACAUGGCUUAGUGGGGCUCUAACCUUCCAAGGUACAUGCCUUGACGGUUUCGAGAACACCACUGGGGAUGCAAGUGAGAAGAUGAAACAACUUCUCAAGGUCUCAGGUGAGCUUACCAGGAACGGAUUGGCCAUGGUCGACGAGUUCUCAAAGAGUUUGACAACCCUAGAUAUCAACUCCUUCACCGGACGAAAACUUCUAGCAUCAGACGGCAUGCCUGCAUGGGUUGACGCCGGAAAAAGAAGGUUGCUUCAUGCAUCCAAUAUUUCUAUUUCCUUCCCCACCCCUGCAUACAACCUUACCGGCACACUCACACCCAAUGUGGUCGUGGCAAAAGAUGGUUCCGGUGAUUGCAAAACAAUCACGGAAGCAUUGGCUAAGGUGCCGAAGAAGAAUAAGAAACCGUUUGUUAUCUUCAUCAAGGCCGGUGUUUACAAUGAGUAUGUCAUGGUCACCAAGAAGAUGAGCAAUGUUGUGUUGUUGGGAGAGGGUCCUAACAUGACGAGGAUCACCGGAAACAAGAACGUCGUCGACGGAACCCCAACCUUCAAUUCGGCUACCUUUACUGUGCAAGCAAACCACUUCUUCGCCAGGGGAAUCGGAUUCGAAAACUCCGCCGGAGCUGCUAAGCAUCAGGCGGUGGCAGUUCGUGUGACCAGCGACAUGGCCAUGUUCUACCAAUGUAACUUCGACGGUUAUCAAGACACCCUCUACGCGCACGCCCAUCGUCAGUUCUACCGCGAGUGCCAAAUCUCAGGAACCAUCGACUUCAUCUUCGGUGAUGCCAGCGCUGUAUUCCAAAACUGUACCAUGAUAGUGAGGAAGCCACUUGAAAACCAGGCUUGCAUGGUAACAGCACAGGGUCGUGAUGAGAGGCGUGAGAACACCGGUCUUGUCCUCCAACACUGCAAUAUCAUCCCAUCCCCGGAACUGAAGGCCUCGAUUGAGCCCGUAAUGGUCUAUCUAGGUAGACCAUGGAAGCUAUUCUCUAGGACAAUCAUUCUUAAUUCCAACAUUGACGGAAUUGUUGCACCUCAAGGAUGGGCUCCAUGGGCAGGCAGCUUUGGACUCGAAACAAGCUUCUACGCGGAGCUUGGGAAUACUGGUGCAGGUGCUAGCACAAGCAAAAGGGUGACUUGGGGAGGAAUCAAGAAGAUAAAUGCCCUAGAAGCUAGUGACUUUUGUGCAAGCAAUUUCAUUAGAGGAAAUCUAUGGGUUAAGCCAACCGGAUUACCCUAUGACUCAAACAUAUAAU